This is a messenger RNA of Gadus macrocephalus (Pacific cod), 2055 nucleotides long. RefSeq names its product uridine-cytidine kinase-like 1. Gene Ontology annotation, molecular function: kinase activity; ATP binding. The coding region runs from base 134 to 1774 and encodes 546 amino acids. Gene Ontology annotation, cellular component: cytoplasm. The record is from RefSeq and is a predicted model, not a curated record. Lineage: Eukaryota; Metazoa; Chordata; Actinopteri; Gadiformes; Gadidae. The transcript is spliced from 15 exons.
UGAAUGAUCCCCAACCAUACAAACAGACGACGGUGGGAAACUACAUUUCCCACAAUCCCGCAACCAGGUUGGACAAGGCAAAUUAAUGGCUGAUAAUCGCAACGAACGCUGACUUUGAAGUCGUCAGAUCCCCAUGGAAACGGAGUGUGGGAAGAAGAUGUCCUCCCGCUCGGACAGCCUGUCUCUGUGUGCAUGCGUGUGCGUGGGCCUGCCCCCAUGUGCGACCCCCCCCAGCGGCAGCGGAGGCGAGGACUCCCCGGACCAGCGGCUGCCGGCGGCCGCCGUCCCGCGGAGGAAGGGCGCCGCGUCCCAGAGCAAGACGGAGCCGCCGCUGCCGCGCACCGGGACGCGCACCAUCUACACCGCCGGCCGGCCGCCGUGGUACGACCAGCGCGGCGCGCAGUCAAAGGAGGCCUUUGUCAUCGGCCUGUGUGGGGGCAGUGCUUCGGGGAAGACCACGGUGGCCAACAACAUCAUAGAGGCGCUGGACGUCCCCUGGGUGGUGCUGUUGUCCAUGGAUUCCUUCUACAAGGUUCUCUGUGAGGAGGAUCAGGCCUUGGCAGCCAGCAACGACUACAACUUUGAUCACCCGGGGGCCUUUGACUUUGAACUGCUGGUGGCCACACUGCGCAAGCUGAAGAAGGGCAAGAGCGUGAAGAUUCCCGUCUAUGACUUCACAACUCAUAACAGACAUAAAGACUGGAAACACGUGUAUGGCGCCAGCGUCGUCAUAUUUGAAGGAAUCAUGUCCUUUGCAGAUAAAGAUCUUCUCCAGCUCCUGGACAUGAAGAUCUUCGUGGACACGGACUCGGACAUCCGGCUGGUGCGCCGGCUGCGCAGGGACAUCGCGGAGCGGGGCCGCGACAUCGAGGGCGUCAUCAAGCAGUACAACAAGUUUGUGAAGCCCGCCUUCGACCAGUACAUCGAGCCCUCCAUGAGGCUGGCCGAUAUCGUCGUGCCCAGAGGGGGUGGUAACAUGGUGGCCAUCGACCUCAUAGUCCAACAUGUCCACAGUCAAAUGGAGGAGCGUGAGCUCAGUGUAAGGGCGGUCCUGGCCUCCGCCCCUCAGACGGACCCCCUGCCCCGGACGCUCAGCGUGCUGGAGAGCACCCCGCAGGUGCGCGGCCUGCACACCAUCAUCAGGGAUAAGGAGACCAGCCGCGAUGAGUUCAUCUUCUACUCCAAGAGGCUGAUGCGCCUCCUCAUCGAGCACGCACUCACCUUCCUGCCCUCUCAGCCGUGCACCAUCCAGACCCCACAAGGCCAGGCGUACGAGGGCCGCCGGUACAAGGGCCGAGGGAUCACAGGUGUGUCCAUCCUGCGGGCCGGGGAGACCAUGGAGCCGGCCCUGAGAGCCGUGUGUAAGGACGUCCGCAUCGGCAAGAUCCUGAUCCAGACCAAUCUGGAUUCGGGAGAGCCAGAGCUGCAUUACCUGCGACUGCCCAAAGACAUCAGUGAGGACCAUGUCAUCCUGAUGGACAGCACGGUGUCGACGGGCGCGGCCGCCAUGAUGGCGGUGCGCGUGAUGCUGGACCACGAGGUGUGUGAGGAGCGGAUCAUGCUGGUGUCUCUGCUCAUGGCGGAGCUGGGCGUGCACUCGGUGGCCUACGCCUUCCCCCGGGUCAAGAUCAUCACCACGGCCGUGGACAAGGGCCUGGACCGCCUGCUGCACGUCAUCCCCGGGAUAGGUGACUUCGGCGACCGCUACUUCGGCACGGACCGGUCGGACCAGUGGAGCGAGGGGGGGGAACCAGAAACGCCCAUGUCCUGCUGACACAACCGCGAGCAAGGCUUCAUUUAUUAACAUAUUUAUUUACACAUUUCUACAUGCCUCUGCUGUUUUCACUUCUAUGUACUAUGUUGUAAAUACUGUCUUUGUAUUAUAAUUUGACAAUCACCAUGCCUCAGCUAAGCAAGAUAAUAGUGAUAUACUCUAUAUUCAUGUAUUUAGGGAGAAAACUGCUAAUGUGCCGAAAAGGUGAAGUUCAGUGGGACUUUAAACCUGGGCAAUAAUGGCAAAUGAGGUAAACAAAAUAAAAUAAAACUUGUACACUU